CCUCUGGGGUCUUGGAAUAUGAAGACCUGACGCCAUCUUUCAUUCCGUCAGUCCUGGAUUGAGUGACUUUAACGUAGUAUUAACUGUUGUUUUAGCUACUCGACAAAUACGAAACCAUGGGAAGAAAGAAGAAAAAGCAAAUGAAACCUUGGUGCUGGUACUGUAACAGAGAUUUUGACGAUGAAAAGAUUCUCAUUCAGCACCAGAAGGCCAAACAUUUCAAGUGUCACAUCUGUCAUAAAAAGCUGUACACUGGUCCUGGGCUCGCAAUCCACUGUAUGCAGGUACACAAAGAGACUAUCGAUGGCGUUCCUAAUGCGUUGCCUGGAAGGACAGACAUUGAACUGGAAAUCUACGGCAUGGAGGGUAUUCCAGAGAAAGACAUGGACGAGAGACGGAGGGUGCUAGAGCAAAAGAACCAAGACACUCAGAAAAAAAAGCAGAACCAGGAUGAUUCGGAUGAGUAUGACGACGAUGAUGAUGAGCCCGGUACCUCCUUCCAGCAGCCGGUCGCAGCCCACCCACAGCCGGGCUACAUCCACCAUUUGGCCCAGCCUGGCUUGCCUUCUGGCUCUGGUGUUGCAGGCAUGCCACCGGGAUGCUACUCAGGAAUUCCCUCAAUGAUGGCAGGUGUGCCAUCAAUGAUACCGGGAAUGCCCCCUGUAAUGCCAGGGCUUCCUCCAGGAAUGAUACCAAUGGGUGCAAUGAUGCCUCCAGGUCCAGGGAUGCCUCCAAUGAUGCCAAGUGUACCACCAGGCAUGCCUCCUCCAAUGGGCAAUCGUGCAGGCAUAGUACAUAUGCCUCAGGUCCCCCCUGUUAUACAUGCGCAAACCAGACCUGCCAUUCCGGUUGCCACUGCUGCCUCAGCACAGCCUGAUGUCACAAAACCUCUGUCCCCUAGUGCCGGGCAGAGUCAACACCCUGUCGCUGGCUCCCCCCACGCCCCCGCCUCUACCUCGUCUGACCCCUCAGAGGCCACAUUCCCAGCCUACAAUCAGUCCACUGCAGCUGUGCUCAGCCCCAGUGCUGGCAUCAAUACAGGUCUUAAACCCCCCUCUACAGUGACCAGUAAGCCUGCCACCCUCACCACCUCUAAUGCAACCAGUAAGUUGAUCCACCCUGAUGAGGAUACCUCGCUGGAAGAGUUGCGAGCUCAGUUGCCUAGGUACCAGCACAGUAUUUCCCACCAGUCCCAGGCCACCAGUGCAGCCCCAUCAGCGGGCCCCGUGAGUGGAAUGAUGGCUUCUCAGCAACCCAGCGUGAGGCAUGCAAUACCUGGCCAGUAUGGGGAUCCACCACAGGGGAUGCCGGGCUACAUACCAGGAGGCAUGACUGCAUAUGGACAGGCCUCUUCUGUGGUUCCUCCAGGGUAUCAGGGAGCCCCUACGGGGCCACCCAUGGGUAUGAGACCCCCUGUCAUGUCUCCUGGAGCCCGUUACUGAAGCCUUCCUCCCUCUCUUCUAUAGGUUUGGACACUCAACCCUUUUCACGUCCUGAGCUGCUAGUAGAUUAAUCAGUAUUGGUAUUGUAGCGACAUACUGUUUUUUCUACUGCUGAGCUAUGAGGAAGAGACAGUGACUAAAUCACAAACACAAAUGCUAUGAUAGCACCACAAAGCUGGGAAUUAUUUACACUGUACAUAACCAGGACUAUGAACUGUUUCAAACUAUUUCUGUUCUGUGGCUUUUUCCUUCUCGUGUUUCAUUUAGGUGUAUAGAAGUGUAGUAGAUUUGGUUCGUAGUGUUGUGAAGGCGCUGGAGUAACAUGGGCAGUACCCACCCAAUAUCAAGGCAAGUUUUAUGUAAAUACGUUUCUGUUCUAAGCUAAAGAGUGAGGCCUUCACAGCACAUUGUGCUGUUGGACUUUGUGUCCCCAACUUUGUUUGGUGAGGGCUUCAAGUAAGGAAUAUGAUUAUUUGGUUUUGUGUUAAUUUAAUGAGUAAAUAUUUCCUUAGCCUUAAAUAGAUGAAAUGAUAUAUGUAUUGUUGUAUGAUUGUAUUGUAAUAAACUGUGGCAAACAUUUAAGACUCUUCUUUGGGGGAUGUUAAAGAAAAAAGCUCGUCACAGCAGGUUUGUACUCAGUAAAGGUGAAAAUUGUUUCAGAUGAACAUUUUCAGAGAAAUAAUAACAUUGCUUUUGUUUGGAUAAAGAUUUUUUUAAUGAUGCUCUGUACAUGGCACUGGCCUCCUGGUCUUUGACAUUGUGCAUUGUACAGCUGCAUAAAGUUGGAGUCGCUAGCGGCUAAAACCCGGAUUUCUCUUCUCCCUGUAGCAUUUCCAUGGGGGACUGGCUGAGGCCCUGUCUCAGUGUAGCCCUGUUUCAGCCUGAGGCAAGUCUCACCAUUUUUUUGUCUUCUCAUUCAUUGUCAGGGGCCCUCACAGCUUUCACGCUGUUGGAUCUCCAUGUCCCCAAACUUGCAGCAAGUUUGGUGAAGGCCCUUGUUUGUGUUGGUGCGUCUAGACAUUUCUUUUGGCAUGUUGGCUUCUAUGAGCCGUUACAUAAGCGGUGGCAACACCAAGAAGCUGUUUGCAUUCAGAAGCUCUGCAAGGACGGUUCAGAGCUUUUAAGAGAAACCAUUUGGAUGGUCAAGUAUUAGUUAUUAUGCAGCAUCUGCAGCCAUGCCUACCGUACAUUAAAUGUGUUGGGAGACUUAAUGUUUACUACUAAAUCAUGUUUGUUUCAUCAGCUCUUCUCACUUGAUCAUUUGAGUGUAACCAAUUAAAUGGAGAAUCGCUGCCAGUAACAGGUUAGUUACAGCUGUAAGUACAACCGAUGUCAUUUAUUGUCAAAAAAGCAACAAUUCCACCAUGACUUUAAGGAAGUUUGUGGAAGAGCUCCAUACUUAUGUAGAUGCAUUUUUCCCCACUGCUUCUCUGAAUAGGAUCAACAUAAAACAUCUAUUUACAUGUCAAUAUAUGUAUCAGUAUGCGUCUGUUCCCAUGUAUCAUUUAACACUAAUUCAGGUUUAGCGAUUAUUGAAUUUUUCAGGAUUUCUUCUGCAGACUUUCAAUUUAGUGAUUUCUGUAUUAAAUAAAACACUUCCUACAUUA
Molecule: messenger RNA, 3049 nt
Organism: Betta splendens (Siamese fighting fish)
Lineage: Eukaryota; Metazoa; Chordata; Actinopteri; Anabantiformes; Osphronemidae
Product: BUB3-interacting and GLEBS motif-containing protein ZNF207-like
Exons: 10
Coding region: 117-1442 (441 amino acids)
Cellular component (GO): nucleus
Source: RefSeq, a predicted model, not a curated record